AUGAAACGGAAAGCGAACAAAUGCCAAUUAUCCGUCAUCCAACUCCAAGACGCGAACACAAAGUUCGACGUUUUAAUCGCCAACACCUCGCACUCUCCGAAAUACGAAAUUGCAGUUUUAAGGAACAUUCCAAUCGUGUCGAGAGUGUGGAUGGACGCGUGCGCCGAGAGCGGCGAGUUGACGUACGAGUACGAGAAAUUUCCGUUCAAAUUUUUUACGGACUGCGUGGUCUGCGUGACUGGGUUUCAGUGGGAGGAGAGGAAUGGUAUUCAAGAGAUGGUGGAGAAGAAUGGAGGCGUGUUUAGCGCGGAUUUGGAGAAGGACGUGGUGACGCAUUUGAUUGCGAAACAAACGAGCGCGGGAGAGGAACCGACGGGCGCGAAAUACAGACACGCGAGGAUGUGGGACAUGUGGGUUUUGAGCAAAAAGUGGGUGGAGGAUUGCGUGAAACGAGGCGUGAAGUUGAACGAGUACGAGUACGACGUUAAAAACGGCAUAUCGAAUAGCAAACAAACGGAUUCGUCCUUGGAACUGCUUAAAAAGCAGCCGGAGGUACCUUUCCCGACCAAAGAAGAGUUGACGAAAGAGUUGGAAGAGGAGUACGACGAAGAUCAAACGCCGUGGGGACAACACUAUUUGUUUAGCACGAAAGUGUAUUUGGUUGGGUUUAGUUGUAGUAAUAAUAGCACUUCAACGCCGGCGGCGGGUGGUACGGCGGUAGACCCGAACGAUAUUUUAAGGCCGAGCGCGAAGAACGCGCGAUUGGCGCAUAAAAUUUUGAGAGCCGGAGGAGCUACGGUCGCCAUGAAUCCGCAAAACGCCACACACGUCGUCAUCAACGACGAUUUGGAGUGCCAAAAAGACGUUGAUUUCAUUUUACGAACGUACAUGCGACCUCAUCGUGAGAAGUGCGUAACGUUUGAGUGGUUGAAAAAGUGUAGCGAGGAAGGAAGGACGAUGCCGAAAUCAAAGAGGUUUCGAGUGGCGAAAGAGAGAUUUUCGGAAGUUAUCGCAGCUCCCACCUUCUGCAACGAUCCCGUGACAACCUUCGACGAUGAUGAUAAGAAAACGUCCUGGACAAACUACAAGAACGAUAAUACAUCGCCUCCGCGAAGAAUCCCGGAGAGGAGUCCUCUGAAAGUCAUCGAUAAAGACAAGAAUCCUUUGAGAAGACAACCCGCGAUGGUAAAGAAAGACGAUAUAGAAACGCAGCAACACGCGCCAGCCGCCGACGAUAUCGUCGUUAGAAGAGGAAACGACAAGCAGCAGUCUCGUCGCGACAACGACAAGAAUAAUAAAUAUAAUACGAUGACGGAACAAAUACCGGAAACUCGCGCGGCGAUUGGCGAAACUGCUUUGGUGAAUAACGAGGACGAGGACGACGCGUUGUUAUUAGGUAGAAACGGUUACAAUUCGCGAAAUGAAUCCAGCGACCACUCUUCUAAACAAUCGCAGCUUUAUCCUUUAGCGAACGUGAAAUUGAGUUUAUUCGAAGGCUUGUGCAUCGGAGAGAAAGAGGUAGCGCUGAACUUGAUCAGUCUUCUCGGCGGCGAAUAUUUACGGGGCAGUUCAACCUCCACGUUAGCUUCCUCGGACUUUAUCAUCUGCCCGGCGUUACCCUCGAUGAGCGAGAAGAAGAAACUGCAGGCGUUAGCGUCGGAUAUUGCCAGCGCUGCUCGAGAAAACCCGGAUGCUAUCUUUAGCGCGCGUUUCGUCGCGCCGCACUUUCUCGAAGGCGUCUCUUUGGAGGGCAAAAUUUUCAAGCCGUCUGAGUCUAUGGCGUACCAACCGUACAUGGACCACGACGGAAAAUUUUUGAGCAUGAAAGGUGUCGUCUUGUCCCCGUCGUCGUACACCGAACGAGAGAAAAGUGCAAUCCGAAUGCUCUCCUUAAUCUGCGGCUGCGAGUGUACGGAGAAUUUGAAAAAAGGUAAGAAUACGCACGUCGUGGUCUCUAAAGCGGAAGGGUCCAAGUAUAAAGCCGGCGUGAACUGGAAUAAAAAAGUCGUCACGAAAGAGUGGUUAGAAGAAUGCGCGAGAAAAGGGCACAAGGUUGAUGAGAGUAGGUUUGCACCACCGCUACCGGGCGCGAUGUUGGAAGAAACGCAAGGCGAAGAGACAUUAAACGACGACGCGACCGCCGACGCAAAGAAAAGAUCGGAUCCAUCGAUUGAAGGAGGAGGAGGAGGCAGCGGCAGCGGCGGCGAGAAGACCGUGGAAAAAACGGCAGAGAAGAAGAUUGCUUACGCUGAAGAAGAAGAAGAAGAAGAAGAUAUCGCGCCGCCAAUGGGCGCGCCGAUGGACGAAGAAGACUAUUUUCAAAAGCUGCCGCCGCCCCCGCCGGUCGUCGUAGCGCACCAACACCAAGCGCUUCCAACGAGCGCGAUGAAAACGCCUUCCGCGACGACGAAAACGACGACUCACUCGACGGCGACGACGCAAACGACAAACAAGAAAUCGUCUUUGGAGCACGUAAAAACGCAUUCGCGCUUUCAACGCACGCCUGGACCGUCGUCCACGGCCAAGAAAACUCCAAACGGAGUUUCUUCUCAGCAUACCAACGGCAACAACAAAAACGUAGCGGCGAUUCCUAUACAAAAAAUCACCAUCGCAACGGCAAAGAAGUCUACUCCAUCGAAGCAGCAGCCUUCACAACAACAACAACAACAGUUGAAAUCGAGCGGUAGCGUGGAGGUCAAAAGAAACCCUCCCUCGCAACACCGUUCGCCGACGCAGCUUUCGAUCGACGGUAAACGCAAGUUACCGUUGACGUCGACAACUACGCAAAAGAAGAAGCAAAACAGCGAAAAAUCGAUGUUGUUAUCGCCAAUGUUCGAUGGCGAGGAUGGCGAUGGUAACGUCAACAACUCGGCGAAUCCGUUGCCGAUGAAUCUCUUCAACAACAACAACGAGGCUGCUACCACGCGCAACGCCAAUUUGAACAUGCUCAUGAUGAAAUCGCCGUCGCCGGCAAAGAACAAGAACAACAACACCAACGAAGAGACAGACGGUGGCUUUGAUGACAACUCGGACGUGGCUUUGCCUGACUUUAAAGUUGGCGGCAUUGGCGCGACAUUACCGAACACGUUGAACAUCGCGCUCGGCAGCGCGCGCAAGAAUUUCAACGGAGCGGGAGAGAAUCCGUCGUCGACUUUGAACAUGGAAACGCAAGUUGGGUACGGAAAUACCGCGUCGUUACACGCGCAUCACCAGACCUCCUCAAAAUUAGAGGCUUUACGAAGCAGGCGAUUGAAUACUCGAAGCGGAGGGGGCACGAACAAAAACUCAGGAGGCGCCUUGAAGAACUUAAUCGGCGGACGACCGUCUUCCCCGUUGGCGAAUGCGGCGACUGAUAAUAUAGAUAACAAAGACGAGUGGAUGAAGUAA
Bathycoccus prasinos is the source of this 3387-nucleotide messenger RNA. RefSeq lists its product with no specific name. Lineage: Eukaryota; Viridiplantae; Chlorophyta; Mamiellophyceae; Mamiellales; Bathycoccaceae. Bases 1 to 3387 code for a protein of 1128 amino acids. The record is from RefSeq and is a predicted model, not a curated record. Gene Ontology annotation, biological process: DNA replication initiation; mitotic DNA replication checkpoint signaling; mitotic G2 DNA damage checkpoint signaling. The transcript has a single exon.